AUGAACAUCCUCAUCUUCUGGGUGAGCAUCCUCCUCCAUGUCUCCAUGGCCAUGGCAGCCGUGAAGGAGGGAGUCUUUACAGCAAUCAAUUCCAUCACUCCUCCGAGUCUUGCUCGUCCAGAGAGUGUCAAUUGGCAGAGUAAUGUCGCCUGGAGCAUCCCUGCUUCCAUGAACAUGAAGGCCGGCGACACCUUCACGUUGCACAUGCCUUAUGUGUACAAAUUUACAAGUACAGCACAAACUUUGCAAAUCACAAGCGGCGGCACCGUCUUGGCCAACUGUGACUUGUUUUCCGGAGACAACAUUGUGGGAUUCUCCGAGGUGCAAUGUACUGCGACAUCUGCCGUGCAAGGCUUGGGAGACACUAGUGGAACCAUCAACUUUGCCUUCACUUUCAAUGCCGGUUUGUCUGACGACCAAGUCAACUUGGAGUCCUCCUCCGUGUGGAGCGUUGGCAGCAACACCGUCACUUGGCAAGAUGGCCUGAAGAAAUUGACUUCUACUGUAAACUUUGUGGGAGGCAUUGCCUACUCCAUGGGAGGUUCGCCCGACGUCGCCGCCUAUGCCUUGAGAGCCUUGGUCAACACCAACGUCAAACAGCAUUAUUUGGUGGGUCCCAAGUGUCUGCUGGUCAUGUCGGGUACCUUGUCCAUCAAGCAGUCCGAGGUGGCUCUCGAUUGCAGCACUUUGAGCGGCUCCAUCUCCAACAUCUACAACGCCUGGUACUUCCCAGAAACUGCCCAAAAGACCGGCGUUGCCCUCACCAGUUGCUCGACAACGGAGGCCAUCGUCACCUUCACCAACCUCCCGGCCAAUUACAGACCGUACAUGAACAUCAUGACCACCAUCAUCCUGACCAGUGCCACCUUCCCGUCGACUUACUCAUACAACUUCGUGUGUAACGGCGAGACCUUGACCAGCUCCUCCACCAUCCGUUGGUCCCACUACCAGGCCGGCGAUCCUGGCACUGGCGGCAAUAGCUUGCCCAUUGUGGUUUCCACGGUGACCGACCCAACUGCCACCAACACUGGUCUUGUCACUCACACCGGAACCUCCGCCAGAACCGUUAUUGUGAAUGUGCCCAUGUCUGUUGUGACUGUCACCGUCACCGGCACCAACACGGCUUCUGUGACCCAAACGGUGGGCACUACCAGUGGUACCAGAUACGUCUCGGUCAAUGUUCCUACGCCAACCACCACCAUCACCAGAACAUGGACAGGCACUGCAACCAGCUCGCUGACUGCGACGGCACUGACUGGAGGAACCGCAACCCUCUAUGUGGAUGUGCCACCUCCAUCAACCACCGUCACCAGUACGUGGACAGGAUCAGUGGCUACUACUCGAACGGUAACGGCCCUGGUUGGCGGAACAGGUACAGUCAUCGUAAACGUUCCAAUUCCAACCACCACACUCACGAGUACCUGGACAGGCUCUGUUGCCACCACUCUGACCGUCCCAGGACUGGCUGGAGGCACUGGUACAGUGGUCGUGAAUGUUCCAGUUCCUACAACCACAGUGACAAGUACUUGGACCGGUUCCGUUGCCACCACCCAGACUGUUCCCGCUAGUGCUGGAGGUACCGGAUCGGUUAUUGUGAAUGUUCCAAUUCCAACCACCACUGUUACAAGCACAUGGACAGGUUCGGUCGCCUCUACCCAGACUGUUCCAGCCAGUGCAGGUCAAACUGGAAGUGUUAUCGUCAAUGUGCCCGUACCAACCACCACUGUCACCAGCACUUGGACUGGUUCUGUGGCUACCACUCAAACCAUUCCAGCGCUGGCAGGAGGAACCGGAUCGGUUAUCGUCAAUGUGCCAGUUCCAACCACCACUGUUACAAGCACAUGGACAGGUUCGGUCGCCACUACUCAAACCAUUCCCGCUAGUGCUGGUCAGACAGGAAGCGUUAUUGUGAAUGUUCCUGUUCCAACCACAACAGUCACCAGCACUUGGACUGGUUCUGAAGCCACCACCCAGACUAUUCCAGCAAGUGCUGGUCAGACUGGUAGUGUCAUCGUCAACGUUCCAGUGCCUACUACAACUCUCACGAGAACGUGGACCGGUUCAGAAGCUUCUACCCAGACCGUUCCAGCCAGUGCGGGACAAACCGGCAGUGUCAUUGUGAAUGUGCCUGUUCCCACCACCACCUUGACUAGAACCUGGACUGGAUCUGAAGCCACCACUGAAACUGUGCCUGCAAGCGAGGGCGGAACCGGAAGCGUUAUCGUGAACCUCCCCAUUCCAACCACCACGGUGACCAGAACCUGGACCGGCUCGGAAGCUACUACCGAGACCAUCACUGCCAGUGAGGGCGAAACAGGAAGUGUGAUUGUCAACGUUCCUAUUCCAACUUCGACGGUCACCAGAACAUGGACUGGUUCCGAGGCCACCACCGAGACCAUCACUGCUAGCGAGGGAGAGACAGGCAGCGUUAUCGUGAAUGUUCCUAUCCCAACCACAACAGUGACGAGAACGUACACUGGAUCUGAGCCUUCCACUGAAACCAUCACAGCUACCGAGGGUGAGACUGGCAGUGUCAUUGUGAACGUGCCAAUUCCAACGACCACCAUCACAAGAACAUGGACUGGUUCCGACACCUCCAGUGGAACCAUUACUGGUGGUCCUGGUGAGACCGGAACCGUCUUCAUCGAUGUUCCUACUCCAACAACCACCCUCUUCUCGACCUGGACCGGAAGCACCAUCACCACACGUACCAUCACCGCUACUUCUGGUGGUACCGACACUGUUGUGAUCGAGGUUCCUACUCCAAUCACUGUCAUCACUGCCACUUGGACUGGUCUGGACACUGAGAUCGUCACCGAGCUGUUUGUUUCUGGAACCCAGACGAUCGUUGUGAAUGUCCCCACUCCAACAACCACGGUCACAAGAACAUGGUCUGGAAGUGACACCACCACUCAAACCUCUCCUGCUCUGGUGGGAGGUACUGGUACGGUCUUCAUUGAUGUUCCAACUCCUUACACCACCUUGACCAGAACCUGGACUGGAUCAGAGACUCUGACUGUUACCGAUCCUGCUCCUUCAGGAGGCACGGGUACUGUGUACAUCGACGUUCCUACCCCGCUGACCACCAUUACUAGAACUUGGACUGGUUCUGAGGCUACCACUCAGACCAUUCCUGCAUCUUCCGGUGGCACUGAGACGAUUUAUGUUGAUGUUCCUACACCUCUGACUACUGUUACAAGAACAUGGACUGGAUCCGAGACAACCACCCAGACUGUCCCUGGUGGUAGUGGUGGAACCGAUAUCAUCUACAUUGAUGUGCCUACUCCGCUGACGACGGUCACGAGAACCUGGACCGGUUCCGAGACUACUACUCAAACCAUUCCAGGAGGUAGUGGUGGUACUGACACGAUCUACAUUGACGUUCCUACUCCUCUGACUACCGUUACUAGAACCUGGACGGGAUCUGAAACGACUACUCAAACGAUUCCAGGUGGAAGCGGUGGCACUGAUACCAUUUACAUCGAUGUCCCAACGCCACUGACCACGGUCACUAGAACAUGGACGGGAUCUGAAACAACGACUCAGACCAUUCCCGGUGGAAGUGGUGGAACUGAUACCAUUUAUGUUGACGUUCCUACUCCUUCGACCACGGUUACGAGAACGUGGACUGGCUCUGAAACGACCACACAAACUAUCCCAGGUGGAAGCGGAGGAACUGACACUAUCUACAUUGAUGUCCCAACGCCACUGACCACUGUGACGAGAACUUGGACUGGAUCCGAGACAACUACCCAAACUAUACCUGGCGGUAGCGGCGGAACGGAUACUAUCUACGUGGAUGUGCCAACGCCCCUGACUACCAUCACCAGAACAUGGACCGGUAGUGAAACCUCAACGGAAACCGUUCCAGCCGCUAGUGGCGGUACCGGAACUUUGAUCGUGAACGUUCCUACUCCAGCGGUUACCAUUACCAGAACAUGGACCGGCAGUGAAACUACUACUGAGACGGUUCCAGCUGCUUCCGGAGGUACUGAAUCCGUUUAUGUUGAUGUCCCAACUCCUACAACGACAAUCACCAGAACCUACACUGGCACCACCUCCCAGACGGAAACUGUCCCUGCCGCCUCUGGUGGUACCGCGACCGUUUUCAUUGACGUGCCCCCUCCUUUGACUACUGCCACAAGCACUUGGUCUGGCGAUGUAACCCUUACUGAGACCGGUCCUUAUGUCUCUGGAGGUACUCAGACUGUUGUUGUCAUCGUUCCUACUCCAGCAACCACUGUGUGGUCGACCUGGACGGGCACUGAAACUACCACCCGUACUCUUACUGCACUGGAUGGUGGAACCAACACCGUCGUUGUGGAGAUUCCUACACCUGUCACAGUUAUCACCUCAACUUGGACGGGUACUGAGACAUCUGUUAUCACGGAACCAUUCGAAUCUGGCACCCAGACCAUCGUGGUCCAGGUUCCAUCCCCAGCUACUACUUUGACGAGUACUUGGACUGGUAGCGAGACUACUACCGAGACUUUGCCUGCCGAGUCUGGUGGAACGCAGACGAUUGUUGUCCAGGUUCCAUCCCCAGCUACUACUUUGACGAGUACUUGGACUGGUAGCGAGACCACUACCGAGACUUUGCCUGCUGAGUCUGGUGGAACGCAGACCAUCGUGGUCCAGGUUCCAUCCCCAGCUACUACUUUGACGAGUACUUGGACUGGUAGCGAGACCACUACUGAGACCUUGCCUGCUGAGUCUGGUGGCACUGAAACCGUGGUUGUCCAGGUUCCAUCUCCAGCCACUACUUUAACAAGUACAUGGACUGGUAGCGAAACCACUACUGAGACUUUGCCCGCACAGUCAGAUGGAACCCAGACAGUUGUUGUGCAGGUUCCUUCCACUGAAGGAUCGACUUUGACCUCAACUUGGACUGGCUCCACUACCAGAACUAUUAUCUUGAGUGCAUCCCAGUCUGGUGAUGAAAACACAGUUGUUGUUGAAGUUCCAUCCACUGAUGCAUCCACGUUGACCUCCACCUGGACUGGUUCUACCACCAGAACUACCACGUUGACCCCUGCUCAGUCUGGUGACCAGGAGACUGUCGUUGUUGAAGUGCCUUCUGAUGGAGCAUCUACGUUGACAUCCACCUGGACUGGUUCUACCACUAGAACUACCACGUUGACCCCUGCUCAAUCUGGUGACCAAGAGACUGUUGUUGUGGAGGUUCCAGCAACUGCUUCCGAUGUUUCAACUUUGACUUCCACUUGGACUGGUUCUACUACCAGAACUACCACGUUGACACCUACUCAAUCUGGUGAACAGGAGACUGUCGUUGUGGAGGUCCCAUCUACUGAGGGAUCGACCUUGACCUCGACCUGGACUGGCUCUACUACCAGAACUGUGACCUUGAGUGCUUCUCAGUCUGGUGACCAAGACACUGUCGUUGUGGAGGUUCCUGCAACUGCUACUGAUGCCUCAACCUUGACUUCCACAUGGACUGGCUCUACCACUAGAACCGUCACAUUGAGUGCCUCGCAGUCUGGUGACCAAGAUACUGUUGUUGUGGAGGUUCCAGCAACUGCUACCGAUGCCUCAACCUUGACUUCCACAUGGACUGGUUCUACCACCAGAACUACCACGUUGACCCCUGCUCAGUCUGGUGACCAAGAGACUGUCGUUGUUGAAGUGCCUUCUGAUGGAGCAUCUACGUUGACUUCCACAUGGACUGGUUCUACCACCAGAACUACCACGUUGACCCCUGCUCAGUCUGGUGACCAAGAGACUGUCGUUGUUGAAGUGCCUUCUGAUGGAGCAUCUACGUUAACAUCCACUUGGACUGGUUCUACCACCAGAACUACCACGUUGACCCCUGCUCAGUCUGGUGACCAAGAGACUGUCGUUGUUGAAGUGCCUUCUGAUGGAGCAUCUACGUUAACAUCCACUUGGACUGGUUCUACCACCAGAACUACCACGUUGACCCCUGCUCAGUCUGGUGACCAAGAGACUGUCGUUGUUGAAGUGCCUUCUGAUGGAGCAUCUACGUUAACAUCCACUUGGACUGGUUCUACCACCAGAACUACCACGUUGACCCCUGCUCAAUCUGGUGACCAAGAGACUGUCGUUGUUGAAGAGACUGUCGUUGUGGAGGUCCCAUCUACUGAGGGAUCGACCUUGACCUCGACCUGGACUGGCUCUACUACCAGAACUGUGACCUUGAGUGCUUCUCAGUCUGGUGACCAAGACACUGUUGUUGUUGAAGUGCCUGCGACUGCUACUGAUGCCUCAACCUUGACUUCCACAUGGACUGGCUCUACUACCAGAACUGUUACUUUGAGUGCCUCGCAGUCUGGUGACCAAGACACUGUCGUUGUGGAGGUUCCAGUGACCGUUGCCGGUGCCUCAACUUUGACUUCUACUUGGACCGGUAGCACCACGAGAACAUCGACCUUAACUGCCACUCAAUCGGGCGACGAAAACACGGUUAUUGUUGAAGUGCCUUCCGAUGGAGCAUCUACGUUGACUUCUACGUGGACCGGAUCCACCACCAGAACUAUUGUUUUGACACCAACUCAAUCGGGUGAUCAGGAAACCGUUGUGGUCGAGGUUCCACCAUCUGGAACUCCAACAUUGACAUCCACCUGGACUGGUUCUACCACCAGAACUAUUGUUUUGACACCAACUCAAUCGGGUGACCAGGAAACAGUUGUGGUCGAGGUUCCACCAUCUGGAACUCCAACAUUGACAUCCACCUGGACUGGUUCUACCACCAGAACUAUUGUUUUGACACCUACUCAAUCGGGUGACCAGGAAACCGUUGUGGUCGAGGUUCCACCAUCUGGAACUCCAACAUUGACAUCCGCUUGGACUGGUUCUACUACCAGAACUACGACCUUGCCACCAGCCGGCACUGAUACUGUCGGCACUGUCGUGGUUGAGGUUCCUUCUGAAACCGGAACUCCAACAUUGACUUCCGCAUGGACUGGUUCUACAACCAGAACAACUACUUUACCACCAGCUGGUACUGACACAGUUGGUACUGUCGUGGUUGAGGUUCCAUCUACCGGAGACUUUACCACCUUGACAUCUACGUGGACGGGUUCUGAACCUUCUACUGAGACCAAACCACCUUCGGGAACGGACACGGUUGGCACUGUGAUUGUCAACAUUCCAUCUUCGUCUGGACCAUGGGACUUGACCAAUACCCCCGUCCCUCCUACACAGACCAGUAUCGGACUCACCUCCGUCACCACUGACGCUUUCACCACCAACGACCCACAGACGACAGAGAAUCCAGGUUUGACAACCACCAGCCCAGGCCAGGACACUCCUGCUGCUACUACUGAAUCUACGGCAUCAACACCCAACGUACCAGGUGGUGUCGACACAUCAUCUUUGACCAGCCCUAACGCGACGCCCGACGUUCCACACGACACGACGACCACGAUUAGAACUGGUACUACUCUGGAUGUUCCGGUGCCAACAACAGGUCCUGUUACAGGCGGAACCGAGCCUGCCCCUACUAACGGUGGAACCGAGCCUGCCCCUACUAACGGUGGAACCGAGCCUGCCCCUACUAACGGUGGAACCGAGCCUGCCCCUACUAACGGUGGAACCGAGCCUGCUCCUACUAACGGUGGAACACAGCCAGCUCCUACUAACGGUGGAACUGAGCCUGCUCCUACUAACGGUGGAACACAGCCAGCUCCUACUAACGGUGGUACCGAGCCUGCUCCUACUAACGGUGGAACACAGCCUGCUCCUACCAACGGUGGAACACAGCCUGCUCCAACUCCAGGAACAGGUGGUGACAACACUGAGGGUGGACCAGUACCAUCGGGCACGCCAUCUAAUCCCGAGAACCCAUCUCCUUCGAACGGCCCCGGUGUGAGCAAUGGACCUGGUGGAAACACCGUUCCUGAGCAGCCAGCACCUGCUACUGACCUGACCAUCUGUAACUACGGCAAGUGUGUCACCAUUUCUGCCACUGAAAGUAACACCGGAGCUACAGGUACUGAUGAGCCUAACCCAUCGAUCGCUAUCCAACCAAGCGGUUCGCAAUAUGGUAACCCACUGGCCUCUUCUCCUGCCACGGGAAUCCCAGCCGUAUCCUCAUACGAAGCUUCAGCCUCGAACCUUAAGGUAUCAGGACUUUUUGCUAUUUUCUUGACGUUGAUUCAGAUAAUUGUUUAA
Candidozyma pseudohaemuli is the source of this 8148-nucleotide messenger RNA. RefSeq lists its product as uncharacterized. The record is from RefSeq and is a predicted model, not a curated record. NCBI's taxonomy places the organism in Eukaryota, Fungi, Ascomycota, Pichiomycetes, Serinales, Metschnikowiaceae. The transcript has 2 exons. Bases 1 to 8148 code for a protein of 2715 amino acids. Gene Ontology annotation, cellular component: fungal-type cell wall. Gene Ontology annotation, biological process: cell adhesion.